GUGGUUCCAAACACUGAACGUUUGGUCUCACUGAUCUCCGAGCAGUUCCUCACCAUCACCGGCAACGUCACCGCCUUGGCCGAUCCGAAGUUGCAUCGCUAUCGCCUGGCGUCGGCCGCGGCGGCACGUCACGCGGCGCUGGUCACGCGGCGGUACGCACGCGAGCGUAGGGCUGAGGAGCCAGAGGACUUGAGGCUCGAGGAGCUCGACCCGAGCUUUUGCGAGGCAGCACCACAGUUCCUGCAAAUCAAGAAUGAAUCCAGGAACAUGGAUGAGUUUGACUUUGUGAAUGAUUGCUGCGAACCUACGAAGUUUGACUCUCUGGGCAACGAGCAGUGCUUCCCAGAAUGGCCCUCCUGGCCCGUGCGGAUUUGCUGUGCUCAUCAUUUGUCCCAAGGGCCUUCGAAGAGCUCCUACUUUGCGGGCUUUUGGAGGACCCUCGCUUGGAGCAUCUUUGAAAGCACCCAGAGCAUUGACGAGCCGCCAAUAGCAUUUGAGAGUCACGUGAAGAGCAUCAUGGCAUAUCACAAAUCGGGUGUCAGUUUGUCCACUGAGCUGGUGGGGAAUGUGGCACCGGGGCCCUUGACCCGGUUCUUGUUGAAGAAUCCGGAGGAGACGGUCAUGGUGCCACAUGACUUCCAGGUGACGAAGUUCGGGAACCACAACAGCCUGAGGGGCGGCCGGCCCGUGAUCAGCCCCUUCUUCCAAUCCUUUACACGAACCUUCAGUGAUACGAAGACGAGUGAUAUGAUCAUCCACUUUUCCAACCCCUUGAAGUCCGAGAUGCAGCUACAACGAGCUUCUUCAGAACGUCACUGCAAGGCAGGGUUUGCAAGCCGAGUAUCUAAGAAGCCGCUGGGACAUUGUGAAGAUGCUGGAAAACGCCCAGGCGUGGCAAAGCUUGGAUCACGUGCUCCAGGUCCCUAUGGAGAGCUUCCACCACGACUUCAACGGCACCCUGCGCUGCAUUGCCCGCUUCUUCUUCGACCAGAAACCAGACCAGAUACCGGAGCAACAGUUUUCAGCCGACCUGGAGCGCUUUUUGGAGGAGUCCCAGGGCAUGUCGCCCGAGGUGCUCCAGAGCUGUCGCGAGGCGCUGCUGCGCGGCGAGCACUGCACGGGGCCGCGGAGUGA
Durusdinium trenchii is the source of this 1134-nucleotide messenger RNA. The record is from the annotation of a GenBank genome assembly. NCBI's taxonomy places the organism in Eukaryota, Dinophyceae, Suessiales, Symbiodiniaceae.